CCUUAACCGACUGAGCCACCCAGGCACCCCUUGGUUUGAUCUCCCUUGUAGAAUAUAACCAAACAACCCUGGCUCAUCAGCUUUGAAUCUAAGUAAAAUCUCCCUGCCAAUCAGUAACCCUGAGUCCCUAUUCUUAUCUACAUCCACUCUGGUUUCCCUCUUCUGCUGCAAAACAUUUCCUCUCUGGCCUCUCCCUCAAAAUGUUUAAUCCCAAAGAAAUCCUCAUGGUGGCCAAGCAGUUUUCUAGCCACAGUCCCGUGCAACUUCCGGCAUUAAUCAGUGGCCACUACCGCUGAGCCUGUGGAGUCCACCAAGGGAUGGCAGUGAUUGGGUCAAGCUCAGUGGUUCCUAGUGCUCCCCGACGCUGCCAGACCCCAGGCCAGUCCCCCAACCUUGUUCUUCUGUUCGUCAGCCGGGCCCUGAAGCAACUCUGUCUGUGCGCAGAACUCCACGUGGUCGCCGGGAAACGGCUCAUUCAUCUUCUGUCAGCGAGUCUUACGCGAGAAAGAGAACAUCUUCGCGUGAAGGAUCAGCAGCUCGCAAGCAUGGCGUAGCUUAAAUUACACUUCUAGGAGACACAAUGCUGAUGACAUAACAAGGUCUCUCUGUAGAUGCAGGGUGCUCCUAACGCAGACAACUUUUUCACUCUCAGAGAGUUAGUCGUCUCGUGUCAGCCUCAGCAAUACCCAACACCUGUUCUAUUGCAGCCACUAUUUUAUCUUGGUUUACCUGUUCCCCGACACGAACCCUGCCCCAUCCAUCCGAUGCCCCCUAAACCAAGGGGAGAGUUUCGGCCACUGGAUAUCCAAAUCUCUACUUCUUACUGGGAGGAACCGUCCUUCCACCUUCCACUGUUUCCAUGAAGGUGAAAAAGAUCAUAAGGUGAGAAUCAUGAAGAUGAUGACCUAGUAAACUCUGAUGAGGUUAUGAAGAAACCAUGUCCAGUACAGAUUGUUCUUGCUCAUGAAGAUGACCAUAACUUUGAGCUCGAUGAAGAAGCUUUGGAGCAGAUAUUGCUACAGGAACACAUACGAGAUCUUAACAUAGUAGUGGUAUCCGUGGCAGGAGCUUUUCGUAAAGGGAAAUCAUUUCUACUGGACUUCAUGCUUAGAUAUAUGUAUAACAAGGAUUCUCAAAGUUGGAUUGGUGGAAACAAUGAACCGUUGACUGGCUUUACAUGGCGAGGUGGUUGUGAAAGAGAAACAACAGGCAUACAAGUCUGGAAUGAAGUAUUUGUGAUUGACAGACCUAAUGGAACAAAAGUGGCUGUGCUGCUAAUGGAUACCCAGGGUGCCUUUGAUAGCCAGUCAACUAUCAAAGACUGCGCAACGGUAUUCGCUCUGAGCACCAUGACAAGCUCGGUCCAGGUAUAUAAUUUGUCUCAGAAUAUUCAAGAAGAUGAUCUUCAACACUUGCAAUUAUUUACAGAGUACGGCAGACUUGCGAUGGAAGAAAUCUACCAGAAACCAUUUCAGACAUUAAUGUUUUUGAUUCGAGAUUGGAGUUAUCCUUAUGAACAUUCAUAUGGUUUGGAAGGUGGAAAACAAUUCCUUGAAAAGAGAUUGCAGGUAAAACAAAAUCAACAUGAAGAGCUACAGAAUGUAAGGAAGCACAUUCACAAUUGUUUCUCAAAUCUUGGUUGCUUCCUUUUGCCACAUCCUGGUCUUAAAGUUGCAACUAAUCCUAGUUUUGAUGGGAGAUUGAAAGAUAUUGAUGAAGACUUUAAGCGAGAGCUUCGAAAUCUGGUUCCAUUGCUGCUUGCCCCUGAGAAUUUGGUAGAAAAAGAGAUAAGUGGAUCUAAAGUCACUUGUAGAGAUCUUGUAGAAUACUUUAAGGCUUACAUUAAGAUUUAUCAAGGAGAGGAACUUCCACAUCCAAAGUCCAUGCUUCAGGCAACAGCUGAAGCUAAUAAUCUUGCUGCGGUAGCAGGAGCAAGAGAGAUCUAUUGCAAAAGUAUGGAGCAGGUAUGUGGUGGGGACAAGCCUUACAUUGCACCUUCAGAUCUGGAGCGAAAACACCUGGAUCUCAAGGAAGUGGCGAUCAAACAGUUUCGUUCAGUAAAAAAAAUGGGCGGAGAUGAAUUCUGCCAUCGUUAUCAGGACCAGCUUGAAGCUGAAAUUGAAGAAACCUAUGCAAACUUGAUAAAGCACAAUGAUGGCAAAAACAUCUUCUAUGCUGCUCGUACCCCGGCCACACUGUUUGCAGUCAUGUUUGCUAUGUACAUAAUCUCAGGACUGACCGGCUUCAUUGGCCUAAACUCUAUAGCCGUCUUGUGUAACCUUGUCAUGGGGUUAGCACUGACAUCUCUUUGUACUUGGGCAUAUGUAAAAUACUCUGGGGAGUUCAGAGAAAUUGGAACAAUGAUUGAUCAGAUUGCUGAAACACUAUGGGAACAGGUAUUGAAGCCCCUGGGUGAUAAUUUGAUGGAGGAAAACAUAAGGCAGUCUGUCACAAACUCUAUCAAAGCAGGCCUGACUGACCAGGUGUCUCAUCAUGCCAGAUUAAAGACAGACUGACAGUUCAUCUCCUCAUGGACUCCACUCUCCCUUUUUUUCAUGCUUGCUGUACAAUGAGAACUCAAAUAAAAAUAAACCAAAGUUUACAAUCAACUGUAGAAGUAGUUUAGUAUAACUGGCUUCACAGAUGGCUGCCACAGAGUGUGAAAAUUGUUUGUUGGUUUUAAGCAUUCUGUUCUUGGCUCCUAAGACAUGGAGAUUGGCUGAGGAGCAUUAGUUUAUCAUGCACAUUUGUGCCAUGUUUCUUUCUUUCUUUCUUUCUUCCUUUCUUUUUUUUUUUUUUUCCUUUUUACUUAAUCUAAUGUUAAUGAAAUUUGUCUUAUGUAAAAGGAUAUUUCAGGGAAAUAUUUUAAGAAAUCUAUUUAGAGUCUCUUUAACACCAGUGUCCCAUUGAAAUUUUAAUUUCUAGUGAAGUUAUGAAUCACUGUAUCAAGAAUCAGAUCGGGAUGACAAUGAAGCCUUUAUUGAGCCACUACAUUAAAAGUAUAUAUUGCUUUACUGCCUUCAAUACCAGUAUUACAUAAAUGCAUGUGUCAGAAGUCUCACAGAAAUUACAUGACAACUCUUGUAGCUAAGAAAGUGAUUCUGAGGUGUACAUUUGUCUUGCCUUUUUAAAUUUAUAAACCUGCCCUAAAAGGAGAUGCAUAUCUGGGAAACUGAACUGUCUUUAUUCAGUUUAGCCUUCGUGUACAUAAAAUAUGCCAUUAAUUUUAUUGGGGGAGAAAUUCCAUCCAAAAAUGUUGCCUACAGCUAUGAGUUCAGAGUGUCUGUACAGUGUGUAGCUUUUAUUUUCUAAAACCACAGAUAGGGCAUGUAUAUGAAUUAUAAAUAUAUAAAUACGAUUUUGUAUUAAAAGUUUUGUAGUUUAUGGCAAAAUCUGGUUCUGUGGUAGGCUAAGUGCAGUCCCUGUGAAGGAAUGUUUGUGGCUCAUGUCAGUGUGUGAAUGCAUAGACAAUUUGAAGUUUUUGAUAUAUUUGUGAUAUUUAUCUUCCUUGAGCACUGCAGUCUCCCCCCCCCCCCCCCCCCCCCCAAGGGAAUUCAAUGGGAAUGUUUAUCGUGACUUUGUCCUCUGUUGCAUUUUAAAGUUAUUUCCUGUAAUUUAUUUUCAGUACAUAAUUAAAAAUUUGUUGUAUAUAUAAAA
Messenger RNA from Prionailurus viverrinus (fishing cat), 3657 nucleotides. RefSeq names its product atlastin GTPase 2 (gene ATL2). Gene Ontology annotation, biological process: endoplasmic reticulum organization; protein homooligomerization. The transcript has 13 exons. The coding region runs from base 927 to 2516 and encodes 529 amino acids. Gene Ontology annotation, molecular function: GTPase activity; GTP binding. The record is from RefSeq and is a predicted model, not a curated record. NCBI's taxonomy places the organism in Eukaryota, Metazoa, Chordata, Mammalia, Carnivora, Felidae.